Molecule: messenger RNA, 1387 nt
Organism: Nerophis lumbriciformis (worm pipefish)
Lineage: Eukaryota; Metazoa; Chordata; Actinopteri; Syngnathiformes; Syngnathidae
Gene: gjd2b
Product: gap junction protein delta 2b
Biological process (GO): cell-cell signaling
Cellular component (GO): connexin complex
Molecular function (GO): gap junction channel activity
Source: RefSeq, a predicted model, not a curated record
UCAUCUCGCACAGAAGUGCCGCGAAGGAAGAAGUCGUCACGUCCACGCCUUCUCCUAUGAGAAAAUGUGGGACUGUUGUUAGACUUUCCCUCUCUUUUUUUAGUCGUGUUACCUCUUCUUUUUUUUCAACUGCACACUUUGCGUCUGAGUGAGAUCGCGUCCGAAUGAACAGUCAUGGGAGAGUGGACCAUAUUGGAGCGUCUCUUGGAGGCGGCUGUCCAGCAACACUCCACUAUGAUAGGAAGGAUCCUGCUCACUGUGGUGGUGAUUUUCCGCAUUCUGAUUGUGGCUAUAGUCGGAGAAACGGUGUACAAUGAUGAGCAGGCCAUGUUUGUAUGUAACACUCUACAGCCCGGCUGUAACCAGGCGUGUUACGACAAAGCCUUCCCCAUCUCCCACAUCAGGUACUGGGUGUUCCAGAUCAUUAUGGUCUGCUGCCCCAGCCUCUGCUUCAUCACCUAUUCUGUCCAUCAGUCUGCCAAGCAGAAGGAGCGACGCUACUCCACAGUCUUCCUCUCGCUGGACAAGGAACAAGACUUGACCAAGACGGACGACAGCAAGAAGAUCAAGAACACCAUUGUGAAUGGCGUCCUGCAGAAUUCCGAGAACUCCAACAAGGAGGCGGAGCCCGAUUGCCUCGAGGUCAAGGACAUUCCCAACUCAGUCCUGCGAACUACCAAGUCAAAAAUGAGGAGACAGGAAGGCAUAUCCAGGUUCUACAUCAUCCAGGUGGUGUUCAGAAAUGCCCUGGAGAUCGGCUUCUUGGUGGGCCAGUAUUUCCUAUACGGAUUCAACGUCCCUGCGGUGUACGAGUGUGACCGAUACCCUUGCAUAAAGGACGUCGAGUGCUAUGUCUCGAGACCUACAGAGAAAACUGUGUUCUUGGUCUUCAUGUUCGCUGUCAGUGGUAUUUGUGUGGUGUUCAACUUAGCGGAGCUCAACCAUCUGGGCUGGAGGAAGAUCAAAGCUGCAGUUCGAGGCGUGCGAGCAAGGAGGAAGUCCAUUUAUGAGAUCCGGAACAGAGACCUGCCUAGGAUGAGUAUGCCCAACUUUGGACGUACUCAAUCCAGUGACUCUGCAUACGUGUAAAUGUGUGUUGUACAUGUACAAAUACUGUACACGGAAACUCCUGGUACAAAGUAUCUGUCAGUACUCCUUUGGGGGCAUGUUGAAUCUUUCCCAAAACAUAUCUGAACCUUUGUCUUAGCCUGGUCAUUUCUAUGACUGACUUUAUGACUGAAUUGUUGAGAUAGUUUUUUUUCUUUUAUGACAUGGAAAAACUGAAUGGUUUGAUUCUUUAAACGUGAGGUUGUGAUGAGGAUGGUUGUCGCCUUUGAGCAAAUCAUACAGGUAUUCACUAAUACGCUAUGACAAAUGUAGAAGGACA